Molecule: messenger RNA, 489 nt
Organism: Erythranthe guttata (spotted monkey flower)
Lineage: Eukaryota; Viridiplantae; Streptophyta; Magnoliopsida; Lamiales; Phrymaceae
Product: large ribosomal subunit protein eL29z
Biological process (GO): cytoplasmic translation
Cellular component (GO): cytosolic large ribosomal subunit; ribosome
Molecular function (GO): structural constituent of ribosome
Source: RefSeq, a predicted model, not a curated record
AACCACAUCACUCUCCCUCCGCCACCACCACCACCACCACCCACAGCCACCACCUCCUCCAGGAAUCAGAUCUGAGAAGAAAUGGCGAAGUCGAAGAAUCACACGGCGCACAACCAGUCGCACAAGGCACACAGGAACGGCAUCAAGAAGCCGAAGCGCAACCGCAACAUCUCCACCAAAGGGAUGGAUCCCAAGUUUUUGAGGAACCAGAGGUAUGCAAGGAAGCACAACAACAAAAUCGCUGAUGGCGCUAGCGGCGAAGAAUAGAUUUCAAGUUACGUAUUUAUUUAUUACCCAAUUCCGAUUAUGCGAAAUGAAUCAUACAAUCAAUUUUGAUUUUCUUUUGCUAUUUUUAGUUAGGUUUGGGAUUUUUAUCGUUUGAUUUUAAUUCGAAUUAUAUUGGGUACUAGCAUUUGACUGAUUUUGAGCUGAAAUUAUGAGUACUGAUAAUUCGGAGCUUUCUUAUAUGCGUAUUGUGGUUGUUCGUAU